AUGAUUCAGCUUUCAUCUGGAAAGCGUCUUAUGAUGAUAAAUGGUUAUACAUUCCAUUGUACUGGACUCAAGAGAAAAUUAGGAGUGCGUUGGCAAUGCUCUGGUAAAAAUAGGGGAUGCAACGCCAAUUAUUACGUAAACGAAGAGAACGAUGCACAACUCAUUCAACUGACCAGCGGUGCGACACUUCUUGUCAUUGACAGAUAUUCCUAUCAUAAAAUCUCUUCAUCGAAAUACGGAGGUGGCUACCGGUGGCGAUGUUCUUCGAAACAGAAGGAAAAGUGUAAGGCUUUUGCUGUAGUUUCAAAAGAAGACGACGCUAUCCUCAGGGUAUGUGGACAUCAUAACCACAGUCCACCCAUGUACAAUCAGACACCAUCAGACACUCAUUUUAUUAACUUGCCUAAUGGGAAGGUUCUUCUUAUGGUGGAUGGAUAUACUUUCCAUAAGGGGGGUGGGCAUAUACGAUGUUUUGGAGGGGUUAAGUGGCGUUGUUCUGCCUCCAAGAAGAGAUGCAAUGCCUACGUAGCAAUAUCUGAUAAUGACGAAGUAGUGAUAAGAUACAGCCUCAAUCACAACGCACACAUGAUUACUACCGCUCACGGUAAGAACUGGCUGGUUUACGACGGGUAUACAUUCUACUUUCGGUACAGGAUGAGAGUUGGACAGAAGUGGGUAUGCACCAACUUCCCUCGCUGCAAAGCCUUCCUAUGCGUCAACGACCAUUAUGACGUCAUCGAUUGCGUCAUAGACCACUCUCAUUUCAAACGCAUAUUACAACUAUGCCCGGACGUACAAAUGAUAACAACUGUUCACGGUAAACAGUACAUGAAGUACCGUGAUCAUUACUACACACGGACGCCUAAUUUAGAGAACCGUUGGCGUUGCAUAAAUACUCAUCACUGUUACGUGAGUUUAUACGUGGAUCAAUACUUCAACAUAAUCCGUCAGCCAAGAGAACAUGAUCACCAACCGAAGCUGUUCUAUAGAACCCUCAAUGGAACUUACAAGUUAGCCAAGAAACGAAGACCCCGCCAACUAAAUGCCAUUCCAUUACUUACGCCAAUCACAUUCUGCCAAGUUAAAUAUUAA
This is a messenger RNA of Danaus chrysippus (African queen), 1092 nucleotides long. NCBI's taxonomy places the organism in Eukaryota, Metazoa, Arthropoda, Insecta, Lepidoptera, Nymphalidae. The record is from the annotation of a GenBank genome assembly.